Kalmanozyma brasiliensis GHG001 is the source of this 684-nucleotide messenger RNA. Its product is annotated as ATPase, V1/A1 complex, subunit E. The transcript has 5 exons. Gene Ontology annotation, cellular component: proton-transporting two-sector ATPase complex, catalytic domain. Gene Ontology annotation, molecular function: proton-transporting ATPase activity, rotational mechanism. The coding region runs from base 1 to 684 and encodes 227 amino acids. The record is from RefSeq and is a predicted model, not a curated record. Gene Ontology annotation, biological process: proton transmembrane transport. NCBI's taxonomy places the organism in Eukaryota, Fungi, Basidiomycota, Ustilaginomycetes, Ustilaginales.
AUGUCGAACCGUCCUAUGAACGAUGAGGAGGUUCUCUCCGAGAUGAAGAAGAUGGUGGCUUUCAUCAAGCAAGAGGCAGUCGAAAAGGCACGGGAGAUCCAGAUCAAAGCCGACGAAGAAUUCGCCAUCGAGAAGGCCAAGAUCGUUCGUCAGGAAGCCAUCAACAUCGACUCGCAGUACGACAAGAAGAUCAAGCAGGCAGAGACCGCCAACAAGAUUGCUCAGUCCAACCAGACCAACAAGUCGCGAUUGAAGAUCCUCCAAACCCGUGAACAGCACUUGCAGUCUCUCUUCGAUGCUACGCGGGAAAAGCUCGACGGCAUUGCCAAGGAUCAGGAAAAGUACAAGAAGCUCCUGAGCCAGCUCAUUCUCCAGGGCUUGCUGCAGCUGAUGGAGCCCAAGGUUGUCGUCACCGUCAAGUCAAAUGACGUGCAGCUCGCACAAGAUGCGGCCAAGCAAGCUGAGAAGGACUUCAAGGAGAAGUCGGGCAAGUCGACCAACGUCACUGUUCAGGAGGGUCUCGACAAGGACAGCGCUGGUGGCGUUACCCUCGCAGGCCACGGCGGCAAGAUCACAAUCAACAACACUCUCGAUGAGCGUCUGCGUCUGCUCGAGGACCGCAUGCUCCCCGAGAUCCGACUCGACCUCUUUGGGCCUAACCAGAACCGAAAGUUCACUACCUAG